AUGGAGAGGUCUACAAAAGGCCCGUUGGUGGAGCCGAGUGAAGACACUCUGGCCGGCAUGUUGUCGAAUACGAUCGCCGGCCCGUAUUAUCUGCAAUUACCUCGACUUCAACGGCGGCGGCGGGUACGUCGUGGACAGUGCGUGCGCGUCCGGAAUGCUCGCGGUGGCGACUCGGCCGAAAAGCUGGCGUCCAGCGCGGCCGACUUCGUAUUGGCGGGUGGAGUCGACGUCAGCCUGGAUCGCUUUGGAACUGGUGGAAUUCGCCCGUUCGGUUGCACUGACACGCGGCGAGCA
Mesorhabditis spiculigera is the source of this 294-nucleotide messenger RNA. Lineage: Eukaryota; Metazoa; Nematoda; Chromadorea; Rhabditida; Rhabditidae. The record is from the annotation of a GenBank genome assembly.